AUGUCUCUACAGAUCCCCCACCGUGAAAAGGCCAACGGCUCCCAAGCUGCCACCAAAGCUGUCAUUUUGGUUGGUGGACCAUCAAGAGGAACCCGCUUCCGACCAUUGUCGCUCGAUUUGCCAAAACCUCUCUUCGAAGUUGCAGGCCAUCCCAUUGUUUGGCACUGUCUCACCGCCAUCGCGAAAGUCCCCUCGAUCCAAGAAGUGUGCAUGAUCGGUUACUACGACGAGACCGUAUUCCGCGACUUUAUCAAAGACUCCUCAAAAGAAUUCCCUCAAAUUAAGAUCGUCUAUCUUCGAGAGUACCAAGCUCUGGGCACGGCAGGAGGCUUAUACCAUUUCCGGGAUGCUAUUCUCAAAGGAAGACCAGAACGCUUCUUCGUUCUAAAUGCCGAUGUGUGUUGUUCAUUCCCGUUGAAUGAUAUGCUUGCUCUGUUCGAGAGCCGAGAUGCAGAAGCUGUAAUUCUUGGUACACGAGUUGGUGAGGAGGCCGCAAGCAAUUUUGGGUGUAUUGUUUCGGAUGCCCAUACACGUCGGGUCCUACAUUAUGUCGAAAAGCCAGAGUCCCACAUUUCGAAUCUCAUCAACUGCGGUGUCUAUCUGUUCGCAACCGAAUGUAUCUUCCCUUCAAUUAAGAGUGCCAUCAAGAAGCGCACGGAACGACCGCGCCUCGUCUCAUACCCCUCCUCGGAAAACCUUGAGUCAUCGUACUUCCAGGAUGAGGAUGAUGAAGAAAAGAAAAACGAGGUACUCAGAUUGGAGCAGGAUAUUCUGAGUGAUUUGGCAGACAGAAACCAGUUCUUCGUACACGAAACCAAGGAUUUCUGGAGACAGAUUAAGACAGCUGGAUCCGCUGUACCCGCGAAUGCUCUGUACCUCCAGAAAGCUAUGCAGACGGGGUCAAAGGAGCUGGCGAAGCCAUCAGCGAAUAUUCUGCAGCCAGUGUUUAUUCAUCCAACUGCCACAGUCGACCCAUCCGCGAAGUUGGGUCCAAAUGUCUCUAUUGGCCCAAGAGCUGUAAUUGGUGCUGGAGCACGAGUCAAGGAGUCUAUUGUGCUAGAAGAUGCAGAGAUUAAGCAUGAUGCAUGUGUCUUGUACUCCAUCAUUGGCUGGAACAGUCGAGUUGGAGCGUGGGCUCGUGUUGAGGGUACACCGACUCCAGUCAAUAGCCAUACCACGAGCAUCAUUAAGAACGGAGUCAAAGUUCAAAGCAUUACCAUCUUGGGCAAGGAGUGUGGUGUUGGAGACGAAGUUCGAGUUCAGAACUGUGUCUGCUUACCAUUCAAGGAGUUGAAGAGGGAUGUUGCCAACGAGGUCAUAAUGUAA
Messenger RNA from Glarea lozoyensis ATCC 20868, 1326 nucleotides. Its product is annotated as Nucleotide-diphospho-sugar transferase. The record is from RefSeq and is a predicted model, not a curated record. Bases 1 to 1326 code for a protein of 441 amino acids. Gene Ontology annotation, cellular component: cytoplasm. Gene Ontology annotation, molecular function: transferase activity. NCBI's taxonomy places the organism in Eukaryota, Fungi, Ascomycota, Leotiomycetes, Helotiales, Helotiaceae. The transcript has 4 exons. Gene Ontology annotation, biological process: biosynthetic process.